Molecule: messenger RNA, 1164 nt
Organism: Salvia splendens (bonfire salvia)
Lineage: Eukaryota; Viridiplantae; Streptophyta; Magnoliopsida; Lamiales; Lamiaceae
Product: protein ABHD18-like
Exons: 3
Coding region: 538-831 (97 amino acids)
Source: RefSeq, a predicted model, not a curated record
UCCCCCUUUUCUUUGGAUUGGUCCGAGGGCGGUAUUGUUGUUGUUGGAGUACAGAAUCGUCUCUCUCUCGAUGCAGGUUGCAGCAAUAUUGAUAUUGUUGUAUUGGAAAUUGGAAAGUUUAGCUCGCUAGAUCUGAAUUUCAACUUCUUGUAAUUCUUGAUAUAUAGAACCCCUUCCCAUUUGGUUUUCUUGUACCAAUUAGAUCCCUUUUGAUGUGGGAUUCUCUCAUACAGCCCAAAAUUGACGGAAAAAUCAAGCCUUUUUGUCCUAAAAAAAAGGAAAUGGCGGCUGUUAAUAUGUGGUGGAUUAUGUGUAUGGUGCAUUGCUGCACAGAACAAGGAUUAGCCCUCCAUUUUUCUGGAGGGGAUGGCUUGGAGAGGAUGGUAAAUCAAAUGUUUCCUGCUUUGGAAAUAUAAGACUGCUUGUUUGAGAGAAGGGGUGUUUAAGACCCCUUGUGACGAGCUGCUUCUCAAUGCAUUGCCACACUGCAAGAGUUGCCUUUCUGUCUCCCAAAUCUUGUCAGCCGCAGAGGAUGGCAUGUGUUGUUCAUCUUGCUGGCACAGGGGCCAUUCGUUUGAGCGGAGGUUACGUCUUGGUGGGCCCCUACUGAAGGAAAACAUAGCAACUAUGGUGCUUGAGAGCCUUUUCUAUGGAAGAAGGUGCCCUUUGCAGCAGUAUGGUGCAAAGCUGUUGUGUGUUAGUGAUUUGCUCCUAUUAGGAAGAGCCACCAUCGAAGAGGCUCGUAGCUUUCUGCAUUGGUUAGACUACGAAGCUGGUUUUGGUAAAAUGGGUGUCUGUGGCCAUAACUUUCUCCACAGAAAGUUGCCUUGACAAUUGAGGAUGAGUUUGAUAUGAGUUUUGAAAAUCAUUGUGUGUAGUUGAGUUGAACGGCAGGCUAUUAUUGGCAGGACGAUGGGUAUAUCCCGAAACACUCUGUGUUGGAGCUUCAGAAGGCAUGGCCAGGGUCUGAAGUAAGGUGGGUUUCUUGCGUCUUUCCUUCAUGAUACCAUACACGAUUAGGAUAAACGGUACGUAAAGUCUUCUUCAGUGCUAACUCACAUUUGUACUACAACUCAAAGGUUGGUUUAUCUUUUCAGUCUGAUUUGUGUUAUUAAAGGAUAAUACCUUGUUGAGAAACUGAAUAAAAUUGUGAAAUGUGUUUGU